This is a messenger RNA of Ilex paraguariensis (yerba mate), 914 nucleotides long. The record is from the annotation of a GenBank genome assembly. NCBI's taxonomy places the organism in Eukaryota, Viridiplantae, Streptophyta, Magnoliopsida, Aquifoliales, Aquifoliaceae.
CCACCCAAUCCCCAGAGCCCCCACCGAACUUAGCUCUCUUUUCUUCUCAUCUACUUCACCUUCAAAUCAUCAAAACCUCAAAGCAAGGCAAACCCAAAAACCAAAAUAUCACAGAAAACCAAAAUGCACAGUGGAAGCCAUGAUCUUCCCCAGAAAUUCCUUCAAAUUAAGCAGGAAGACAAGUUUUUUUCUAGGCUUUUGUCCAAGGAACACUCUAAGAAUGAGUCAUCUUUCAGAGUUUUGUACUAUGGAGGAGCCUCUGGUGCUGUUCCAUUCAUGUGGGAAUCACAACCAGGUACACCUAAACAUAGAUUUUCCGAUACCUCUCUCCCUCCACUCACACCUCCACCUUCAUAUCAAUCUUCUUCUAGUCCCCAAGUCAAGUCAAUGAAAAAGCACACAAAAGCCAAAUACUUUCACUCCAUUUUUCAUCGGCUGGCUUCGAGAAAAGACCAUGUUUCUCCAUCGUUUUCAUCCUAUUCUAUAUCUUCGUCGUCUUCAUCGUCGUAUUCAGUACCAUCAACGCCAAUGAACUCGUUUAUUUAUAGAAAAAAAAGUCUCCCUCGUUCAAAAUCAACCGUUGAUUUUGGGUACAGUGAGGAUGAUGAUGAGCUGCAGGUGCAGGCUCAUGGCUCACCUUCUUCAACUUUGUGCUUUGCUGGUAGGGAUAGAAGUUCCAAGAAGUCUCGAGGACAAGAUGGAAUAAGAAUGUGAAGAAGGCAUUGUUGUCCAUUGUAGGCCUGGGUGUGGCUUAAAAGUACCUCUAUAUUGUUCAUUUCUUGUACAUCAUUUAGCAAGUUUAUGGGUGUGGACUAUGGAAUAUUGGCUUUUGGUUUUUCCAAAACCAAGGUUUGGUAAACCAAGAUAUUCACUUUUUCAAUAUUCUUUGUUAUCAUCAUCAUUAGAAGGCCCUU